UUGAAAUGGCCGGGAGUGUUCCAUCAAUUCGAGUUUGCUAAAAAAAAAAAAAAGGUUUACCUAUUUCUGGUCGAACAACCAGUUUAGUUGUGUCCGUGUGUUCAUCGAAUGUGUCACUCGGUUACGGUGUCGUGCCAUAUCAGACAUUCAUGUUAAACCCGGUGCGUCGAUCCAGAACCUAAUUCGCUUUGAACGGGGGGCUCGUUUUGCGCAGAUGUGACGUAUGACAGCGGUACUAGUCGGUUGACUUGCAUUGGGAAGUAAUUGAAUUUGAGAUGUGUUUUUUGUGGAGGCUGUUUCGUAAUACGAAGCAGGCCGGCUGGGCUGGGCUGGGGCCUGAUCGGGCCAAGGGCGAGGGCCCAACGUUAGAUGAUGGAAUGAACAGAAAUUUCAUACUUGUCAGUAACCUGGACCUACUAUCCAUUACAUCAGGAGUUUCAUCAGGUGGAGCAGAUCUUCUCAGUCGUCUUCUUUCUGACCCAAAUGAAAAACCAACGAAGAAGAAUAAGGACUUUGACGUUAAUAUGAUCAUACCGUAUUAUUUUUACCGAUAUCGAUGCAUCCGCAUAAAUAACUCCAUCGGUCGUUGUCCACAUUCGGGCCUCAUUAGACUUCGGUACGAAAUCAUCCAUGCAAUGCUGAAGAGUGGAGGAAACAGCACUACCUUCUUAGACCAUAAAGCACGAAACUACGGCAGAAUACAGAAUUCCGAGACCAUCAGAGCGCACGGCAAAUGCGUUUCGUCGUAUGUUGGCAUUUCUGUAAUUUCCUGAAGGAAUUUUUGAGAGCACUCGCCUCAGGGCCGCUCCACUGAAUAUACUCGAGAGGGUUUCCAAGCUGCAUGAAGCGUGAGCCUGCAUGUUUGUUGUGCUUUAAUAAUACAAUAGAAACAUCUCGCUGCCCAGUCUCGAUCAUUGCGCCCACUUCUUAUUUCUGCUGGCAGCGGAUUCAUCUCAACGGUAAUGAACCCGUUAUCAAGAUAUUUUAAUCGAAAAAUUGCUUUUCCUAAUAAUAAUAAUAAUAAUAGCGAAAAUUGGCUUAGUGAGCCGAAUUACCGAAACGCCCCCCCAUGGGCGAGACCCAAAAAUAAAUGUACACUAUAGGAUUACUGCACUUACGUUUCCCUGUGUCACAGCUGACCGUUUGCACAACUAAUGCGUACUGUAAAAAGAUACGCCAUGUCUAGCUGGCGAUAGUAAAAGUAUG
Molecule: messenger RNA, 1206 nt
Organism: Varroa destructor (honeybee mite)
Lineage: Eukaryota; Metazoa; Arthropoda; Arachnida; Mesostigmata; Varroidae
Source: RefSeq, a predicted model, not a curated record